CUAAAAAAAGUACAAAAUAUAAUUUGCAAGCAGGUGUAGCGUGUGGCAGAGUCAAACCAGAUGGCGUUCCUUGCGCAUCCUCCAUGCGCUCUCUUCCUGCUGGUGCUCAUCUCGUUCUCCUGGCUCAUGGGGGCUGCAGCAGCUGCUGUGUUUCCGAUCCCAGACGGACUUGCGUGGAAACACAACAAGCACAGUCCUAUGCCUGUUUAUACCCAGAUAGAUCCCACUGUUUUCAAUGGAGCGUUCUCCCAGCAUCUUCAGGGGACGGCAGACUUAAAAAGGAAGGAGCUGCUUGCUUUUCUCUCAGGGCUGGCAUCGAAUGUGGCACCCCAAUCGAGACAGGAGAAGGUGGUACGCAGCCCUCGGGAAGAGCGAGCCUCCAUGUUCCAGCAUCCAUCUCGGGAAAAGGUCCCAUGUAAAAACUUCUUCUGGAAGACAUUCUCCUCCUGCUAA
Sceloporus undulatus (fence lizard) is the source of this 453-nucleotide messenger RNA. It is a transcript of the gene CORT, whose product is annotated as cortistatin. The coding region runs from base 61 to 453 and encodes 130 amino acids. Gene Ontology annotation, biological process: regulation of cell migration. Gene Ontology annotation, cellular component: extracellular region. The transcript is spliced from 3 exons. The record is from RefSeq and is a predicted model, not a curated record. Lineage: Eukaryota; Metazoa; Chordata; Lepidosauria; Squamata; Phrynosomatidae. Gene Ontology annotation, molecular function: hormone activity.